Messenger RNA from Moneuplotes crassus, 1036 nucleotides. Lineage: Eukaryota; Ciliophora; Spirotrichea; Euplotida; Euplotidae. The record is from the annotation of a GenBank genome assembly.
AUUUUAAUGAGUGUCCAUAAUCAUAAUUCCCCAGAUUAUAAGAAACUGUAUUUAUCAGCUCAAACAGCUAUUUCUCAGUUACAAGAAAGUCUUAACAUCCACAAACAAGCUAUUGAGAACUUAAUUUCUCAAGAAAAGGAGGUUGAACAGAAGCAUAAGGAUGAAAUUUUGAUCCUUCAACAACUUGUUCAGCAAAAUAAGGACGAACACUUAAUGGAAAAAUACGAACUCAAAGAUCAAAUCACCACAUUAAAAGAUGCUCUUGAGGAGAAGGAAUACCAAUUUCAAGUCAUGGAGCAUAAAUGGAGUAAGAUCGACUCAAUUAUUACUGAGUACGCCAGAUGUGAUCCUUAUCUUGUCUCAGCUCUUGAUGAGGCCAGAUACCUUUGCGACGAUGUCACCACUAACAGGAAAAUAACCACGGUCGCUUCUGAGAAUCACCAAUUACGCAUCCAGGUUCAGGAAAUGAAAUCAGAAAUUUCUGAGAUGAAAUCAAACAUGACCAAUUUCGAUUACUGAGAUGAGGCUAAGGCGAAUGAAGCUCUGAUCGAUGAACCAUUAAAAUUAAAGCAUAAGUCCUCCAAAAACCUCCACUACCACGAAAAUAUCUUAGAUACAAAUGAGGUAGAGAAAGGGACUCACUUGAAGCCUCCUAAGCCAGACAGGGCAGCUGGAACCAGCCGUCUCAAAGGUGACCGCACUAAAUCAACUAAAGGAUUCUUUGCGUUCGUCGAUUCAGAAAAUAAGAAUGAUCAGAAAGAACUCAAACUCACAAUCCCAGCUGCUACUUUUGGUGAUGAAACCGAUGACGACUUCGAUUCUCUAAAUGAAUCUAGUAUUAAAGUGACUAGUCUCGAGGACAAUAGCCAUAUGGACUCUGUUUCCAGUAUGGGAGACGACCUCGACCUAAGAGAUAAUGAAAUGCUAACAGACCUCAAAACCUGACUGAAAGGCAUAUGCUAAAUUAGGCUAUAACAGGACUGAAAGUCACCAAACUAGCCUUUGUAUAUAAAUUUGUCUAUACUUAAUUUGUAUC